This is a messenger RNA of Cloeon dipterum, 1160 nucleotides long. RefSeq lists its product as uncharacterized. NCBI's taxonomy places the organism in Eukaryota, Metazoa, Arthropoda, Insecta, Ephemeroptera, Baetidae. Bases 722 to 1102 code for a protein of 126 amino acids. The record is from RefSeq and is a predicted model, not a curated record. The transcript is spliced from 4 exons.
UCUUAAGGUGUACGACUCGACAAAAAUCAACGAGCAUGUCUAUCUGAGCAUGAUGUCUCGGAUGUUCUUUCCUUUGUAAAAAUACAAAAAAUACUAAAGAGAUUUAUUAUACAUUUGAAUUAAACAAAUUGAAGCAAUCAAUCUGAGAUGACGAAUUCAAUAAUGGAUAAAAGAGAAUGGCUUAUGUCGCAACCUACGCUCAACUCCACCAGAAUGAUAUUUAAGUUCAUAGCAGAAGCGACCGAAGACACCAUGGAUGAUUUCUUUUCCGGCCACUUUCAACUGGCCGCCGAAAUGAUCCGCCAACUCUACAAUUGCAGAAACACCUCAAAAACUAACGAAGAGACAUUCGCUUUCGACUUUCUCCAAUGCCUCGUUGAUUCGAAAGGGUUGAAUCGCUUUUGGAGUGCUUACAAUUUCGAGUUGGAAGUAUAUGGGGAAAUUUCAAAAAGGAAUUUCAUUACUUAAUGUUCAAAUAAUAGGGUUUCAGCGUGAUUCCAAUGGUUGAUGAAUUCUACUCGCCAUGCUCGACGUUCCAAAACUUUUUACAAAACACAUCAUUUUGCAUGCCAAACGACUUUUUAGCUGGACUUGGACAAACUGGGAUUUUCAUUUCAACCCUGCCGAUUAACGUCAAAAGGGUUUUAUAUAGGAAUUAAAUAUAUCGAACUAGAUAGACUGACUUCUUUUUCAGUUUCGGACGUCAUCGUAUACCGCGUGCAUGGAGAGGAACGGCGCGUUGCCCUACGCAGAAACGAAACAAAUGUUUGACUUCAUGUACAAUUUCUUCAGGAGCCAGGCGCCGAAUCUGACGAUAAUCUGGGACCAAGCGUACUUCAACUUCAACGGCGGCUUCACGUGGUGUGCCAGCAACGUCAACCCCUUCAACCCCUUUAGCCACGUCGUGGUGCCCGUCGACGUGAUCAAGGAGGUGUCUGGAAACCCCCUAAUGCUGGUCUCGUUGCCAGGGCCCGAGCCAAAUCUGCACGCCGUCCCAGUGACCGACGAGCUCAAAUACGAGACCGAUGUUUUUUGUCGCUUUUCCAUCAACUACUUGGCUUAUUGCCAGGCAAAUCCAGGCUUGAAACGCUGGGAGUACUAAAUCAUUUUGUUCGCCUAAACUCUGUAGAAGUGUUUAAAAGAUUCGUUAAUUUGGGAUU